ACCCAACUCCUAUCUCCCAAAACUCAAUUUAUCAAAAAUUUCAACUCAAAUUUACACAAAACUUACUACUAACUUAUCUUUCAAUUAUUGAUAGAUCUGCCAUUUUCCCAUUUGGGUUUUGUUACUGAUACCCAGGUGUGGCCACUUACAAAUGAAAUGAUGGUUUGAAAUCGAUCUGCUCCCAAUGGAUCAGGAGAAUAUAUCUUGAAAAAAUGCCACAUUUAGCCAGUAACGAUGGGAAAUAUAUUUUUUAAAACUAAAUGUGGUCUUCUACGGGACUUGAAAAUCUUGAUACAAUGUCUUCUGAUAGAAACUUGAUGAAUAAUAACAGCACCAUCGGUAUUCAGACGAGGCCCUCUGAUUCUUCAAGCAGGCAUAAUCCUCAAACAGGUCUAUUUUCCAGGGAAAAUGACAAUACCGAUUAUUCGUUGGAGGAACAGGAACAAGUUGCACGUGUUAAAGCUCAGAAGGAAGAAAUCCAGCAUCUCCGGGAACAAAUUACCUUUGCUAGUGUGAAGGAACGACAAUUAUUGAAUGAAAAGUAUACUUUGGAGAAGAAAUUUUCAGAGUUACGAUUGGCUCUUGACGAAAAACAAAAUGAAGCAAUUGAGUCCGCUGCCAAUGAACUAGCUCAUAGAAAAGGUGUUCUUGAUGAAAAUUUAAGAUUAGCCCACGAGUUAAAGGUUGCUGAAGAUGAGAGGUAUAUCUUCAUGUCAUCUUUGGUGGGACUAUUAGCCGAAUAUGGGAUUUUGCCUCGUGUGACGAAUGCUACAGCCCUUUCUGACAGCAUAAAGCACUUACAUGACCAAAUGCAGCAGAAGAUUAGAGUAUCACAAGGUCAACAGCAAUUCCCACCUUCUCCCUAUAACAAUCCUGCUGGUGGAAGGCAUUUGGAACAAAAUUAUGAUGUUUCUAGAUACACACCUGAACGUGACAAUGGAGGAAGGAAUAGCCUGAUAAUCAAUAGUCAAAUGAAUCAGUCCCUCGAUAAUGAUAAUCACCAGAAGUUUGCUUCAAGACCUGUUAGUCAGAACACAGAUCAUAUCUAUGAGAAUAAUCAAGUGAAUAAUAGAUUUGAAGACCGGGCCAACAAUAGUUAUUUUCAACCACCCCGGAUGAAUGAUGGGGUUGAUUCUUAUGCUUUAGAAGAAGAUGGCCCAGGUAUAGAGAGUUUCCAAAUUAUUGGGGAUGCAAAACCAGGUGGUAGACUUUUAGGCUGUGGAUUUCCGGUUCGUGGGACCUCACUAUGCAUGUUUCAGUGGGUUCGUCACCUUCAGGACGGCACUAGAGAGUACAUCGAGGGGGCCACAAAUCCGGAAUAUAUAGUUACAGCUGAUGAUGUCGAUAAACUUAUUGCUGUUGAGUGCAUACCAAUGGAUGACCAAGGUCAUCAGGGGGAAAUAGUGCGACUCUUUGCCAAUGAGCAGAACAAAAUAACAUGUGAUCCAGAAAUGCAACAAGAAAUUGACAAAUAUAUGUCAGAUGGUCAAGCAUCAUUUGGUGUUUUGCUUCUGAUGGAUUCCUCUGAGAACUGGGAACAAACAACGUUCUCUUUGAGACGAUCGAGCUACCAAAUAAAGAUCAACCGGACCCAUUCUAUUAUCAUCGACGAGAGAUAUACCAAUGAUAUAUCAAUUAAAAUCCCUGCUGGGGUUAGUACGCAAUUUGUGUUGACACGUCCGAAUGGUUCUUCACAUCCUUUCAAUGCAUUUAAUGAUGUUCGAAUGCGCGACACUGUGGUGCUCACUAUGAGAAUGUUCCAAAGCAAGGCGUUGGAUGAAAGAAGGAAGACAAAAGCAUGAAACUAUUUAUUCGUCGAUAUAGAUAAAGUGAUAUUAUACGCUCAUUCUUUGUAGAAAUGAAGUAACGAACAAUAAGACUUCUUUAGAAGGUUUUGUUAUUUAGAUCGGAAUCAAUGGGUCAGAGUGACAAGGGUGUGUUAUUUUACUUCAUUUUCUACUUGAUUUAAACUUUCUGUAAAAUGUCAAGGCUCUACUAAAAUUCUUGCAGUAUAGAAAGAUCUUCAUUACCCGGCAUGAAAAAACAAAAAUUGCGUAAACUAAUGGAUCACGGGUUGUCUUUGUUGUCUUUA
Molecule: messenger RNA, 2092 nt
Organism: Erigeron canadensis
Lineage: Eukaryota; Viridiplantae; Streptophyta; Magnoliopsida; Asterales; Asteraceae
Exons: 19
Coding region: 261-1802 (513 amino acids)
Cellular component (GO): plasma membrane
Source: RefSeq, a predicted model, not a curated record